Messenger RNA from Prunus armeniaca (apricot), 690 nucleotides. Lineage: Eukaryota; Viridiplantae; Streptophyta; Magnoliopsida; Rosales; Rosaceae. The record is from the annotation of a GenBank genome assembly.
AUGGAAAUAUGGACCAAUGGGAUGAUGGAGGAGACUUCAGUUGUGCAUAAUUUGUAUGUUUGGAUGAGGAAUGCUUGGAUUAGGAGGUUUUUCAAUGCAGACCCGUCUUACUUUCCAAAGGGCCCUUCUGGGUCUCUGGUUGUGCUUGUUUGCUGUAAGCUUCUGCUACAGCAAUGCAGAGACUAUUCAGAGCUGCAAACAGAGGCUGCAGAGCUCAAUGAAGAAGGGAAGUUUGUCUUUAAGAAACACCCUCUACCUAAGAUUCCCAUUGUAAAGAAGCCAUUUCCACCAAAGCCCUUCUUCAAGAAGCCACUUCCACCACCAGUUCCAAUCUUCAAGAAGCCACUCCCUCCACCCUUCAAGAAGCCAAUCCCUCCUCCAGUUCCAAUCUUCAAGAAGCCACUCCCUCCACCUGUUCCAGUCUUCAAGAUUCCACCCUUCAAGAAGCCGGGUCAUCCACCGGUACCAGUUGUGGAAGACAAAAAUUUUUGUAUAGAAGCCAUUUUUCAUCCCCUUCCAAAAUUCAAGAAGCCAUCUCUACCUCCUGUUCCAAUCUAUAAGAAGCCACUUCCCGUAUACAAGAAACCAUUUCCCCAUCCUAUUUUCAAGAAGCCACUUCCUCCACCCAUUCCAACAACAUUUCCUCCACAUCCUUUCCUUGGGAAGUCACUCCCUCCUCUGGUUCCCUAA